AGAUAAUUUAGAAGUAUUAUUUGAAAAGUGAGAGUAAAAAAUUAAAGCUAAAAUGGCUGUUACUGUUUUUGAUUUCAAACAACUGUUUUGCAUGGUUAUCUUACGCCUAUGUACAAAAUUAAGCUAUUGCAUUUUUAUUCAGCAUAUACAAGUGUCAGUCUCACCCACUCUUGAAGAAAUUGUCUGAUUAAACUUUGAAUCCAACCCCUUAAUUAAAUUCGUGCCGUAUAAUGUAUCCACGUGCUCAGGUUCUCAACGUUUUGCAUAUUUUAAUACUUAAGAUUUAAUCAUUUAUAUAAAGUGUCAGCACUGGAAGUUGAGAAAAUUUCAGAAACAGGGACUGGUCAGAAAGUUUGCUUUUAAAAAAAAAAGGUUCUUUCUGUUUAAUUUGGGUAUAUAUGUUGUUGGGUAUAUCCAGUUUAAACUUUGGAAAUUUGUGAUUUACUGAUUUUGGGUUGAAUUGAGCUGAGAUGGAGGAAAGGUAUGAGCCAUUGAAAGAACUAGGUUCUGGGAAUUUUGGGGCGGCAAGGCUAGUGAGGGACAAGAAAACAAAGGAGCUUGUUGCUGUCAAAUAUAUAGAAAGAGGGAAGAAGAUUGACGAGAAUGUGCAGAGGGAAAUCAUAAAUCAUAGAUCAUUGAGGCAUCCAAACAUUAUCAGAUUUAAAGAGGUAUUGUUGACUCCGACACAUUUAGCAAUCGUGAUGGAAUAUGCAGCAGGGGGAGAACUUUUUGCUAGAAUAUGCAGUGCGGGAAGAUUUAGUGAAGAUGAGGCUCGCUUCUUCUUCCAACAGCUAAUAUCUGGAGUCAGCUACUGUCAUUCAAUGGAAAUUUGUCACAGGGAUUUGAAGUUGGAAAACACGCUCCUUGAUGGAAGCCCAACACCACGUCUAAAAAUAUGUGAUUUUGGCUAUUCCAAGUCUGGAUUAUUGCAUUCACAACCCAAGUCAACAGUAGGAACGCCUGCUUACAUUGCUCCAGAGGUCCUCUCGCGGAAGGAAUAUGAUGGGAAGGUUGCAGACGUGUGGUCAUGUGGGGUGACACUGUAUGUGAUGUUAGUAGGAGCAUACCCUUUUGAGGAUCCUGAAGAUCCUAGAAAUUUCCGUAAAACUAUUGGGAGAAUAAUGAGUGCCCAGUUCUCCAUACCGGAUUAUAUAAGAAUAUCUGCAGAUUGCAAGAACCUUCUUUCUCGAAUCUUUGUUGCGAAUCCAUCAAUGAGGAUCACUAUUCCGGAGAUAAAGAAACAUUCCUGGUUUCUAAAGAAUCUGCCGAAAAACUUGAUGGAUGGCGAGAAGGCGAACUAUGGCGAAGCUUCAGAGAAGUCACAGCAAAGAGUGGAAGAUAUAAUGCGGAUCAUACAAGAGGCAAAGAUCCUUGGAGAAGGGUCAAAACCUGAGCAAGCUCCUGCUGGGGCAACAGUCGACCCCGAUGACAUGGAAGGUGACCUGGAAUCUGAAAUUGACAACAGUGAUGAUUUCGUCGCUCAUAUCUGAGGUUGUCAUUUGAACUAGACUGAAGAGAAUAAAAAUUAUAGCAUGCAACUCUGAGUUGUUUAUAAUGUACAUAAGUUUAUCUGCCGUGAACUAUGAGUUUCAGGUGACCAAACUGUCUUUGAUGAACUUAACAGCAAAUAGAGCUUUUUGCUUGGUUAGAACGUAUAACACUUGUUAUGAAUUAACAGAAAUUCUCUUACUUCUC
Messenger RNA from Nicotiana tabacum (common tobacco), 1695 nucleotides. Its product is annotated as serine/threonine-protein kinase SAPK3. The record is from RefSeq and is a predicted model, not a curated record. NCBI's taxonomy places the organism in Eukaryota, Viridiplantae, Streptophyta, Magnoliopsida, Solanales, Solanaceae. Gene Ontology annotation, biological process: protein phosphorylation. Gene Ontology annotation, molecular function: ATP binding; protein serine/threonine kinase activity.